AUGGUGUGCCUCAAUCCUGAUUAUGGUACUUGUGCUUUACGUGGUGAUGUUUAUAAAUAUUGCAUGCACCAUACUGGAUUUGGUUCAGAGCCUUUGUUGUUUUUCUCUGAAUAUGUUAGCUUGAUUUUCAUUGGGUAUUGUGCUCAGAGGAACAUGGCCGGUGAUGAUGUGAAAAAGUCUGAUGCUAAUGCCAGCGAAGGUGAGUAUUUUUCCCCUGAUGUAAUUUGCGAGUUUUGCCUGAUGGUAUUUAUGGGGAAAAGGAAAGAGGUGAAGAAGGAAACUGGUUUAGGAAUAACCAAUUGCAAAGAUGAUAAUUUUGGGGAAUGGUAUUCUGAGGUAGUUGUCAAUGGAGAAUUAAUAGAGUAUUACGAUAUCUCGGGCUAUUAUAUUCUGAGACCGUGGGUAAUGUCGAUCUGGGAGACCAUGCAAAAAUUCUUUAAUGCUAAAAUAAAAAAAAUGAACAUCCAGAACUGCUACUUCCUACUUUUUGUUUCUCCAGGCGUAUUGCAUAAGGAGAAGGAUCAUGUGGAGGGUUUUACUCCUGAGGUUGCAUGGGUGACAAAAACUGGGGAUUUUGAUUUGGAAGAGCACAUUGCAAUUCGCCCAACUAGUGAGACGGUCAUGUAUCCCUAUUAUUCCAAAUGGAUAAGGGGACACCGUGACUUGCCAUUGAAACUUAAUCAAUGGUGCAAUGUUGUGCGAUGGGAAUUCAGCAAUCCCAUAUCAUUUAUCAGGAGUCGUGAGUUUCUUUGGCAGGAAGGGCAUACAGCUUUUGCAACAAAAGAAGAAGCAGAUGCUGAGGUUGUAGAUAUUUUGGAGCUUUAUAGACAAAUAUAUGAAGAAUAUUUGGCCUUUCCUGUUGUAAAGGGAAAUAAAAGUGAAUUGGAGAAAUUUGCCGGUGGACUAUACACCACUAGUGUUGAGGCAUUUAUUUCAAACAACGGUCGUGGUAUACAAGGUGCAACUUCACAUUGUUUGGGUCAAAAUUUUGCAAAAAUAUUUGAGAUAAACUUUGAAAAUGAAAAGGGACAGAAGGGUAUGGUCUAGCAUAACUCAUGGGCCUAUAGCACUCGGACUAUUGGUGUGAUGGUAAUGGUUCAUAGGGAUGAUAAAGGCUUGGUGUUGCCACCUAAAGUACCAACAGUCCAAGUUAUUAUAAUUCUUGUGUCGUACAAAGAUGCUAAUACUCGGGGAAUAUUUGAUGCCUGUGCUUCUGUAGUGGAUAUCUUGUCUGGGGCCGGUAUUCGUGCUAAGGCAGACUUUAGAGAUAACUAUUCUCCUGGUUGGAAGUACUCACAUUGGGAAAUGAAAGGUGUUCCUCUAAGCAUUGAAAUUGGGCCUAAAGACUUGGCUAAUAGUCAGGUAUGUGCUAUUUGUUGUGAUAAUUCAUUGAAAAUAGACAUCUCUAGAACCAACUUGGUUGAGCAAGUGAAAGAAAUGCUUGAUAAUAUCCAACAUAACCUAUUUGAUGUUGCAAAACAAAAGCAAGAUGCAUGCGUUAAGACCAUACAAACUUGGAAUGAAUUUGUGGAAGCACUCGGCCAAAAGAAAUUGAUCUUAGCUCCUUGGUGUGAUGAGGAGGAGGUGGAGAAAGAUGUGAAGGCAAGGACAAAAGGUGAGAUGGGAGCCGCUAAGAGCCUUUGUUCCCCAUUUCACUAGCUAGAGCUCCCAGAAGGUACUAAAUGCUUUGCUUCUGGAAAGCCUGCAAAAAAGUGGACAUACUGGGGCCGAAGUUACUAGAUUAUUGGGUUCUGGCACCAAUUUCUUCUAGUUUCUCAACCAGUUUGGCAUGCCAAGAAAUCAGCAAUGCUAAAAAACUAGACAUACAAGGAAUGAGCUUGACAAAGCAUCUGUAAAUACCAUAAAAUACGUUGCUCAACAUAGGUGUAAUAUUACACAAUUUUAUUUAUGUUUUUGGGUGC
Messenger RNA from Juglans microcarpa x Juglans regia, 1922 nucleotides. Its product is annotated as proline--tRNA ligase, cytoplasmic. The record is from RefSeq and is a predicted model, not a curated record. Gene Ontology annotation, biological process: prolyl-tRNA aminoacylation. Gene Ontology annotation, molecular function: ATP binding; proline-tRNA ligase activity. NCBI's taxonomy places the organism in Eukaryota, Viridiplantae, Streptophyta, Magnoliopsida, Fagales, Juglandaceae. Gene Ontology annotation, cellular component: cytoplasm; aminoacyl-tRNA synthetase multienzyme complex.